GGUUGAUAAACGAGAUGCAUUUUAUUAGCUGACCGCCAGACGGACGAACGGACGCGCAGACGGGAAGUUGUUUUAGAACCAAAGGAUGCCAAUCACAGGGACGGCUCACAGCCUUAUUUGCUAUCUAGUCAAAUAACAACACGCACAGGUGAUCCACGCUGCCUGUUCAAGGUUUGAAAAUAUCCGAAAACUGACGGAAAGAAACGAAGAGUCAGACUCCGGCUAGCACCCGAGGGAAUGACCCGGGCGCUCAAUCGGCCUCGGGUGUUGCCGGAAAUGGCCGACGACCGCCGUCGGCUGCGGGGCGGGACGGGGGCGUGGCCGGCUCACGGCACGCGGAGCCGCUUCGGGUGUUCUCCGGAAACUGCCGAGAGCCAGCUUGCAGUGGGCGGGGAAAGGCCUGUGGGCGUGGCUGGAGUACCCGGAGUGGCUUCGUGGAUUUCCGUAAACACAGCCGAAACCCGGUCUUCGGAAUCGAGGAGGCGCGCGCGUCCCCGGGGUUACCUUCUUCGGGUGUUUCCGGAAUUCACCCGUAGUCCGCGGCCGGGAGGAGGAGGCGCGCCCCCCUCCCGUUCCCAGCCGCUUCGGAUGUUUCCGGCUGCUGCCGGCGGAAAGAGCCGAGGGCCGGCGGUGGUGGCGGCCAUGUUGGGAGCAGCAGGUCCGGCGGCGGUUGCCUGUGUGCCGGGCGCGGAGCAGUGCCGUUGAGGGCAGGGGAGGAGCGAGGCGGGCGGCCGGCUGCGGCGGCAGAGAGUAGGCGGAGCGGCGCGGCCCGGCCGAAAGGCGGCACAGCCCAGCCGGGGGUCGGGGGGGUGCGGUCCGGAGCCGCUCGGAGCCGGCGCGGCCUAGCCCGAGCGGCGCAUCCCCGGGCUGGCGUGAGCGGCUGCCCGGCCUCCCCGCACCCCCGGCCGGGGCCCAUGCGGCGGGUGCCCCUGCUGUGAGAAGCCCCGCCCGGCCGGGCUCCGCGCCUUCCCUUCCCUCCCUUCCUCCAAGCUUCUCGGUUCCCUCCCCUGAGAUACCGGCGCCAUGUCCAGCGCCCGGACCCCCCUACCCACGCUGAACGAGAGGGACACGGAGCAGCCCACCUUGGGACAUCUUGACUCCAAGCCCAGCAGUAAGUCCAACAUGCUGCGGGGCCGCAACUCAGCCACCUCUGCUGACGAGCAGCCCCAUAUUGGCAACUAUCGACUCCUCAAGACCAUUGGCAAGGGUAACUUCGCUAAGGUGAAGCUGGCUCGGCACAUCCUAACUGGGAAAGAGGUAGCUGUGAAGAUCAUUGACAAGACUCAGUUGAACUCCUCCAGCCUCCAGAAACUCUUCCGGGAAGUAAGAAUAAUGAAGGUUUUGAAUCACCCCAACAUAGUUAAAUUAUUUGAAGUGAUCGAAACUGAAAAAACUCUCUACCUUGUCAUGGAGUACGCCAGUGGAGGAGAGGUGUUUGACUACCUAGUGGCUCAUGGCAGGAUGAAAGAAAAAGAGGCUCGAGCCAAAUUCCGCCAGAUAGUGUCUGCUGUGCAGUACUGUCACCAGAAGUUUAUUGUUCAUAGAGACCUAAAGGCAGAAAACCUGCUUUUGGAUGCUGAUAUGAACAUCAAGAUUGCAGACUUUGGCUUCAGCAACGAGUUCACCUUUGGGAACAAGCUGGACACCUUCUGUGGCAGCCCUCCUUAUGCCGCCCCGGAGCUCUUCCAGGGCAAAAAGUACGAUGGCCCCGAGGUGGACGUGUGGAGCCUGGGUGUUAUCCUGUAUACACUGGUCAGCGGAUCCCUGCCUUUUGACGGACAGAACCUCAAGGAGCUGCGGGAGCGGGUACUGAGGGGAAAAUACCGUAUUCCGUUCUACAUGUCCACGGACUGUGAAAACCUGCUUAAGAAAUUUCUCAUUCUCAAUCCCAGCAAGAGAGGCACUUUAGAGCAAAUCAUGAAAGAUCGAUGGAUGAACGUGGGUCACGAAGAUGAUGAAUUAAAGCCUUAUGUGGAGCCACUCCCUGACUACAAGGACCCCCGGCGGACAGAGUUGAUGGUGUCCAUGGGUUACACACGGGAAGAGAUCCAGGACUCGCUGGUGGGCCAGAGGUACAACGAGGUGAUGGCCACCUAUCUGCUCCUGGGCUACAAGAGCUCCGAGCUGGAGGGCGACACCAUCACCUUGAAGCCCCGGCCUCCAGCUGAUCUGACCAAUAGCAGCGCCCCUUCCCCCUCCCACAAGGUACAGCGCAGCGUCUCAGCCAACCCCAAGCAGCGGCGCUUCAGUGACCAGGCUGGUCCUGCCAUUCCCACCUCGAAUUCCUACUCUAAGAAGACUCAGAGUAACAACGCAGAAAAUAAGCGGCCGGAGGAGGACCGGGAGUCAGGGCGGAAGGCCAGCAGCACAGCCAAAGUGCCUGCCAGCCCCCUGCCCGGCCUGGAGAGGAAGAAGACCACCCCCACCCCCUCCACGAACAGUGUCCUCUCCACCAGCACAAAUCGAAGCAGGAAUUCCCCACUUUUGGAGAGGGCCAGCCUUGGCCAGGCCUCCAUCCAGAAUGGCAAAGACAGCCUAACCAUGCCAGGGUCCCGGGCCUCCACGGCUUCUGCUUCCGCCGCAGUCUCUGCGGCCCGGCCCCGCCAGCACCAGAAAUCCAUGUCGGCCUCCGUGCACCCCAACAAGGCCACUGGGCUGCCCCCCACGGACAGUAACUGUGAGGUGCCGCGGCCCAGCACAGCCCCCCAGCGUGUCCCUGUCGCCUCCCCCUCCGCCCACAACAUCAGCAGCAGUGGUGGAGCCCCAGACCGAACUAAUUUCCCCCGGGGUGUGUCCAGUCGAAGCACCUUCCACGCUGGGCAGCUCCGGCAGGUGCGGGACCAGCAGAAUUUGCCCUACGGUGUGACCCCAGCCUCUCCCUCGGGCAACAGCCAGGGCCGGCGGGGCGCCUCUGGGAGCAUCUUCAGCAAAUUCACCUCCAAGUUUGUACGCAGAAAUCUGUCUUUCAGGUUUGCCAGAAGGAACCUGAAUGAACCUGAAAGCAAAGACCGAGUGGAGACGCUCAGACCUCACGUAGUGGGCAGCGGAGGUAAUGACAAAGAAAAGGAGGAGUUUCGGGAGGCCAAGCCCCGCUCCCUGCGCUUCACGUGGAGUAUGAAGACCACGAGCUCCAUGGAGCCGAACGAGAUGAUGCGGGAGAUCCGCAAGGUGCUGGACGCAAACAGCUGCCAGAGCGAGCUGCACGAGAAGUACAUGCUGCUGUGCAUGCACGGCACGCCGGGCCACGAGAACUUCGUGCAGUGGGAGAUGGAGGUGUGCAAACUGCCGCGGCUCUCUCUCAACGGUGUUCGAUUUAAGCGGAUAUCGGGCACCUCCAUGGCCUUCAAAAACAUUGCCUCCAAAAUAGCCAACGAGCUGAAGCUUUAACAGGCUGCCAGGAGUGGGGGGCCACGGAGGCGGGCCAGCUGGACUUCGCUGCUGGGGCCGGCCGCUCCGCCCCACCUGGGCGAGACUGCAGAGAUGGAUCGGUGUGUCUCCCCCUGCUGGCACAUCUCCCCUCCCCGCCCUUCUCAGUUUUUUCUUCCAUGUUUGUGGGGGAUGGGAGAUGGCUCUUUCCCCCCCACAUUUACCCCUGCCCAGAAGUCCCCCCCUUCCCCCCUCGCUCCCACAGGAGGCAAAGGAAGGGGAGGGAGGGUGGGGGGGCAGGGCUCCCCCUCGGUACUGCGGUUGCACAGAGUAUUUCGCCUAAACCAAGAAAUUUUUUAAUACCAAAAAGAAAAAAGAAAAAAAAAAAAAUCCCAGCGGCCACCUUUCCUCCCUGCCCCAUCGGGACAGUUGAGACUGGAUCUGUGGGGUUUCCCGGGAGGGUGGCUCAGGGCUGGAACACUCUCAGGCAAGAGUGGUGGAGUUCCCUGUCAGGCCCUCCGCCAGGCCCACUUUGGGCUUCUCCCCUCUCCCCCUCGUUCCCCUCCAAGCAAACCACCAGAGGUGGCCUUCCCCUGACCUCAGGCCCCUGGGCUGGAGGCCUGGGCGGCUGGGGGCUGGGGCGGGGGUGCUGCGCAGCCCUGAAGCAGGUGGGGCUGGCGGCGAGGAUGGGGCUCGGCCUCCCUCCACACUGUAUCCUCUGCCCCUCCUUCCCCCGAGCUGGGCAUUUCCUUCCACGAGCUGCUGUGGGGACUUUUGUCCCCCUCCUCAAAAGUCUGUGCCAUCUUCUCCCAUCCCCUCCCGGGUAGAAGGCGGGGCUGACCCCAGGGCUGGGAGAGGGGAGGGGACUGCAGGGCAGAUGGGCUCCUCGGCCCCCAGGGGGCCGCCUGGGCUGCUAGUCUCCGGAACAGGGACGCUGGGCAUUCUCCGUUAUGGGAGAGCCUUUGUCUGAAAGCACAGCCCCCGCCUUUCCUCCCCCACUGCUCCCCGUCAUUGGCAUUAAUCUAGGCACCAGCUAGUUCCAUAGCAGUGACUUCCCUCACCACUCAUCUCGGCCUUGCCUCUUCUUCCUGACACUGUCGCCCCUCCUCUCAGGAGACACUGCCCAGGGCCGCCUGGCGGGGCUGGAUGGGGCAGCGGGGGCCGGGAGCCUCUGCCCUCCACGGGGUGGGGGGACAGCUAGGCCAAGUGAUGCCCAGCUUGCCAACCUCCACGGCCAGUGUGGGAGUGGCUGGUGACGGGCGCUUGGCUGGUGGCGGCCGCUGCAUCCCUUAAUUUAUUUCUCUGCUGUUUCUGUUCUUGAGAAAUUGGGGGAGGGGGUCCUGCACAGAGGCUGCCCCCACCCUCACCUGAGUUGUACAUUUUUUUGUGAUGGGUUUUAUUUUUUAUUUUAUUAUUUUAUUUUUUUUGAUUUAUGAUGACUCCACCCCUACUCAUCACCCCUACUCCCAGGCCAGGCUCCGUGGCAAGUCGAGCCCUUGGGUCCCAGGAAGGGGCCUCGCCAACCUCAGCCCUCCUGCCCCAAGCCCCGACUGGACUGCGGGCUGCUCCGGCUCCGACCAAGGGCUCCCCCUCCCUUCCACCCUCCCUCCCUCCCCGCUCCUGCCCUAUGGAACAGCCCGGGUGCUCCGAGGGGCCCGGAGGGCAUGGCUUGGCUCCCAAAGGGGGUGGUGGCCGGGGGGGCUCCCAGGCAAGGUGGCCCCUCCCCACCCAGCCCCCCCCUGCACUUAGUUUCUCCUCUGGAUCAAACACGUAAUAAAGAGAAUGUUUGGAAUCUGA
Messenger RNA from Equus caballus (horse), 5163 nucleotides. It is a transcript of the gene MARK2, whose product is annotated as microtubule affinity regulating kinase 2. Gene Ontology annotation, cellular component: cytoplasm. Gene Ontology annotation, biological process: protein phosphorylation; intracellular signal transduction; microtubule cytoskeleton organization. The record is from RefSeq and is a predicted model, not a curated record. Gene Ontology annotation, molecular function: protein serine/threonine kinase activity; tau-protein kinase activity; ATP binding. NCBI's taxonomy places the organism in Eukaryota, Metazoa, Chordata, Mammalia, Perissodactyla, Equidae.